Messenger RNA from Aspergillus alliaceus, 972 nucleotides. Its product is annotated as ricin B lectin domain-containing protein. The transcript has 4 exons. NCBI's taxonomy places the organism in Eukaryota, Fungi, Ascomycota, Eurotiomycetes, Eurotiales, Aspergillaceae. The record is from RefSeq and is a predicted model, not a curated record. The coding region runs from base 1 to 972 and encodes 323 amino acids.
AUGUCCUCCUUAUUGAAGUACUUCUGGGGCUCCGGUUCAUCCCAAGCCCCUCCAUCCCACCCCCAGCCAAUGACGAUCGCAAGCACAACUAUCCCUCCAGGAAUCUACAUUGUCCGCAACGUCGCAGCAAGCACGGUCGCCGACCUCGCCGACGCCCAGAGUCAAGAAGAAAGCCAAGUCGUCGGCUGGCACUUCCACAACGGAAAGCACCAGCGAUGGCAAAUCGCCGACGCAGGCCACAGCCAGGUCUUCUUCCUGAACGACGGCACUGGAACAUAUCUCACCGCUGACGAGCACCCAACCGCUGGCGUAAUCCUGACCACCGGAAGCCUCGUUUCGCCGACUAACAAGCGAGCAAGAUGGACUAUUGAGUCUGCCAAGACCAAGCAGGCGUAUAUUAUCCGCAACGUAGCAGAUCCCUCCCGUGUCCUGGAUCUGUCUUCCUCGGAUCCUCAAAACGGGACCCCUAUCCUCAUUUACACGGACCGUGGUACCAAGAACCAGCAGUGGACCCUGGAGCAGCUCGACGCCCCGCCGCCGCCCGGUGUCAUCAAGAAUACGCCCGUUGGAGGCAAGGGUGGAACAGCCUUCGAGGAGUUCAAGUACACCGCCGUGCAAGUCGUGGAGACUUGGAGUGGGGAGGUCGAGGAUGAGACGGUUGUUCGGGGAUUGCGGUGGACGUGGGAUGAUGGGACUAAGAGUAAGAUGUACGGGGCAGACCAGGGGGACCAUCAGGUGCUGGUGCUGGGCCCCGGGACCAAGGUGAAGAAGAGCUCGGUAAACUCGGGAAAGAGAGUUGAUUCUAUCGUUAUUGUUACGGAGGAUGGAGAUGAGUUCAAGGCGGGUGGGAAUGGAGGGGAGGAGCACAAGCAGGAUGUCGGAGAUGGGGUGCUGGUGGGCUUCAGUGGAGCUUCGGGGUUGGAUGUUGAUCGCAUAGGUUUUAUCUUUGUCAAGAAGGACGGAGGUCAGUAA